This is a messenger RNA of Hemisphaericaspora subhashii, 2148 nucleotides long. RefSeq lists its product as uncharacterized. Lineage: Eukaryota; Fungi; Ascomycota; Pichiomycetes; Serinales; Debaryomycetaceae. The transcript has 2 exons. Gene Ontology annotation, biological process: telomere maintenance; DNA repair; DNA replication. Gene Ontology annotation, cellular component: replication fork. The record is from RefSeq and is a predicted model, not a curated record. Gene Ontology annotation, molecular function: DNA helicase activity. Bases 1 to 2148 code for a protein of 715 amino acids.
AUGAAACCAUUUAAUAAUAAUAACAAUAAGAAGAAACCAAUACUAAACAACAGUACUAAUACUACUAGAUCAAAACAACUGACAUUAUCCAAUUUCUUUACUUCUACUAAACCAAUUAAAUCAAUAACAACUCCUGAGAAAAUUUNUACUAGAUCAAAACAACUGACAUUAUCCAAUUUCUUUACUUCUACUAAACCAAUUAAAUCAAUAACAACUCCUGAGAAAGUAUCAUUAGUAAGACAAGAUUCAUUUUUAAAUAAAACAAUUAAUUCAAAUACUGGAUUUGAAGAUUUAUCAAGUCCUGAUACUUCUUUUGAUACAAGUAUAGAGAUUAAUAACUUUCGUAAUCCAAUAUUAUCUCAAACUAUUUCACAAAGGAAAACUACUACUACUGCUGCUCCCAAAGUUAAUACGAAAAAGAAUCCAAUUAUUCUUAGUGAUGAUGAAGAUGACUUAGAUGUUAUUAGAUAUUAUAAUCCUAAACCUAAAUUGCAUGCACAAUCACAACAACCAACCUUGAAAAGAGCAAAUUCAGAUUUCUUAGAUAUCUUAAAUGGUCAACCUAAAAAAGUUCCAAAAUUAUUAUCUAGAACUUCAUCUAUACUUUCUGAAAAUUCAGGUUCCAACAUUACCAAUUCAACCAAAUUAAGUAUUGAACAAGAAACAGUUAUACAAGCAGUUGUCUAUCAAAAACAAAAUGUAUUUUAUACUGGUAGUGCCGGUACUGGUAAAUCGGUUGUUUUACGUGAACUUGUUAAAAAAUUACGAGAAAUAUAUCGAGAUCAAGUCGGGAUAACUGCAUCUACUGGUAUGGCUGCUUGUAAUAUUCAAGGUCAAACUCUUCAUAAAUUUUUAGGUAUUGGGUUAGGUUUAGGUAGUGCAUUUGAAUUGUCUAAAAGAAUUAAAAGAAAUCCAAUGUUAUUAAGAAAAUGGCAAAUGUUAAAAGUAUUAAUUAUUGAUGAAAUUUCCAUGAUUGAUGGACUUUUAUUUGAAAAAUUAGAACAAAUUGCUAAAAUUGUUAGAGGUAAUACUAAACCUUUUGGUGGAAUUCAAAUUGUAUGUACUGGAGAUUUCUUUCAAUUACCUCCAGUUUCAAAAGAUGGUAAAUCAAAAUUUUGUUUUCAAGCAAAUUGUUGGACAGCUGUUAUUAAAAGAACCAUAUUACUUAAACAAGUAUUUAGACAAAAGGGGGAUAAUGAACUUAUUGAUAUGCUUAAUGCAUUAAGAUCAGGUACAUUAACUCCAGAACUAAUUGCUAAAUUUUCCAAACUUUCUCGAUCAGUAACUUAUGAAGAUGGAAUUGAACCAACUGAAUUAUUCCCCACAAGAGAUCAAGUUAAGACUGCAAAUUUCUCUCGUUUAAACCAAUUAAAAGGAAAACCAAUAAUCUUUCCAGCAUUAGAUAAUGUUUCCAGUCCCGAUUACAAAAAGCAAUUAGAUAAUCUCAUGUGUGAACAAACCCUUACCCUCAAGGAAGGUGCCCAAGUCAUGAACUUGAAAAAUAUUGAUGAUGACCUUGUAAAUGGAUCAAUCGGAACCGUCCUAACCUUCCUCACUCCAAGAUUACAUAUGCAAUUCCUUGAACAUUACGGCAAAGAAAUCGACCCCACCACCGAUCAUCAAAUCUUAUCCGAAUUAAGAUUCUUAUCUUCACGUAUUGCCAAUUCCGACAGCUAUACUGCCACCGAUUCCGCCUUUUUCGAUCAAAUCCCGGAAGAACGGAAAUCCAUAUUUCAACAACUCUGUCAUAUCGCCGUCCAAGAAUCUACCGCCAACCUCCUUCCCUUGAUCAAUUUCAAAACCACCAGCGGACAAGAUUAUCUCACAUUAGUCCAACGUGAAGAAUUCAAAAUCGAACUCGGGGCUCGUCAAAGAUCCGCCAUGGCGGCCAUGCAGGGUGUGCCGGAUGUAUUAAUCCGGGAACAAUUGCCAUUAUUGUUAUCUUGGGCCAUGUCGAUUCAUAAAGCUCAAGGACAGACUAUUGAUCGGUUACGAAUUGAUUUGGGGAGAAGUUUUGAAAAAGGGCAAGUAUAUGUUGCAUUAUCAAGAGCGGUAUGUAAAGAACAUCUUGAGAUUAGGAAUUUUCAUCCGAAUAAAGUUAUGACUAGUGAUGUUGUUAAGCAGUUUUAUGAACUGUUGGGUGAUUAA